AUGGACCCCACGAAGGCUCCCGACGGUUCGUAUCUACCGGCCGGAAGCAAUCAGGUUUCAGCUUUGGACCUAGACCUACCAGCCGAUCAAUCCCUUGACGAUCUGCGUGUACCCAUCCUCUUGGCGAACGAAGAGUCAAACGAGCCUGACGCGGCUCACAUGGAUCAUCCACAUGAAGGCAUUGAUAAUAAUCAAAGCUUCACUACUACUUCCAACGAAUACCAGCUUUCCCAGGGCCAAGAGAGCAAUCAAGCCAGCGAGCAAGGUCAGUUCAUGCUCGGAGGAUGUGUCGGCUCGUUGAUCAAUGCAUAUAAUACAGCAUGUUCUCCUGGUUCAUCUCUGCUCGAUGGCAAUGGACGUACCAUCGCCCAGAGCACACAGUGGACACGUCCUCCUCCUCCUAUCAAUCCGGUGAUCACCAACCCAUACGGCGCCCCUCAGAAUGCUUCCCAGUACCGACAGAUGCAGUCUGGCAUUGCUAUGCUCACUGUUCCAUACCAGCCUCAGACAAAAGAAUACUAUGAGGGAAGUCCUAUCGACCAACGAGGACUCGUUCGUCCUCAUCAAGCUCUACAGCCAGGCCAUCUACAAGCCCUCCCAGUUGCGCCUCAGGUCGAGCAAGUAUCUCAUGGACCAUCCACUACCACUACUGGUAUGAUUCCUCACCCUGCAAAGAAAGCUGGAGACAAACGCAAGCGCUCCAACGCCGAUGAAGGCACAGGUCCCGUGGCUGAAGAGAAAGCCGGAUGCAAGAAAGGCCAGCCUAGACUCUCUAAGAACCUAGAGUUGCUCAGAAAUGCCUACGCGACUCCAUACCGCCCUGAGCUGCUUGACGUCAAAGGCAAGCUCAUGUCAGAAACUGAAUUGGUGAAGAAAUAUAAGGAGCUGGGUAAGAAGGAGCAUAAGGCAAUCAGUGGCGCCAUCUAUGACUCUAUUUGGAAAGCCUACAAGCACAAAGUUCCCAACUUCCCCGUCAUCAAGGAUAAGAAGCAGAGCUGCUUCCACUACGAGGUCCUGGAACAACUGAAGCGGAGUGAUCGGUUCACUGCCGACUGGCCCACGGCCCAUGCUGUCUGGAGAGACAUGAACAACAAGGGGACAAAGCAGUAUCUUGUGAAGUUGUCCAAAUGGGUCAGCUCUCCUUUCUUCACUCACUGGACUCAGGUUGUCGAAUGCAGGACCCUUGAAGAGAGAAAGUUGCCAUUCGACAUGUUUAGCGAAGAGUUCCGUUGGAAACUCUUUGCUAUUCGUAUCCUCAUCAACAGAGGCUCUCCGGAUAUUGAUAUCGAGAACGACCUGACCCGCUUAAUCAAGGAAGCUCACAUCGGGUUUCUCCUCUCACCAGACCCAAAGCCUCAGACGGACGCUUUUUGGCAUGGUUACAAGGAAGCCUGGACCCAUGAUAAUUACAGCAUGGUGGAACAGAUGUCCGAUCCUGGGUAUCUGAAGAGUGUCAUUAGUACCCAGGAUGCUCAGAUUCAAGCUCUGCGCUCUGAAAAUGGAAGACUUCGGCAGCAGAUCAAGGAUAGUCGCUUGCAAGAUGAAGAGCUCGAUGCGGACGUCGGCACAAACAGCUGA
Messenger RNA from Phaeoacremonium minimum UCRPA7, 1578 nucleotides. RefSeq lists its product as hypothetical. The record is from RefSeq and is a predicted model, not a curated record. The transcript has 2 exons. NCBI's taxonomy places the organism in Eukaryota, Fungi, Ascomycota, Sordariomycetes, Togniniales, Togniniaceae. The coding region runs from base 1 to 1578 and encodes 525 amino acids.